Histoplasma capsulatum G186AR is the source of this 993-nucleotide messenger RNA. RefSeq lists its product as uncharacterized. NCBI's taxonomy places the organism in Eukaryota, Fungi, Ascomycota, Eurotiomycetes, Onygenales, Ajellomycetaceae. Bases 259 to 729 code for a protein of 156 amino acids. The record is from RefSeq and is a predicted model, not a curated record. The transcript is spliced from 2 exons.
UGCGUCCUAGUCCACUCCUUAGCCCGCCAAGGCUGGAUUAUUAAUGCCAGCAACCUCCAAUAUUCUGCGAGUGAAAGGACAACCCAGAGAGAGAAACCGGGGAACAUGGCGAUGUUGUAACAGCGAUCGGGCUACGAUGGUCGCCUUCUUGCCCAAGUCAAACCCCUCUAUGUCACAUCUGAUAAACGUUCCUAGUGAGAUCGCCGUUCCGCUUCCUGUCUGGCAGUAUCCGACUACAUCCUAUCACUCACCCGAACAAUGUUCUGUCUCAGAAGUUGGCUGCCUCUCCUUUUCAUCCCCACGAACGCCAGCCCCCUGUUCAUCCUCUCCUUCAUAACCCUCACCUACCUCCUCCACCGACCAUGCAUCUACUGUUCUGCUCUCCUUCUGGUUCUCUUCCUCUCCUCAUGCCACUGGUCAGAUCGCUGCUUCUUCGAUUUCAGAGGUGACUGGUUUGCCCCUCGCUUCUCCACCCCAACCUCCUCCAAACCAGAACAUUCCGCAUCCGGAUUGACCGAAUAUGUACUGGAAACCGUGAACACCACGGCCACAGCGUUGGCUGGCGCUGCAGUGGAUGAGAUAAAGAAACAUUUUGCUCCUAAUAAUGGGACCGGGGCGGUGGGCGAUUCGCGCGUGGAAUGGACGGGCAUAGGUCUGGAAUGGCUGCGGAGCCUCCUUGGACGGAGGGAGUGGACGUUGCCGUGCGUCGAUGUGAAAGUCAGGCUUUGAAUCAUGAGAGCAAUUUUGCAUCAUUCGAAAAGCUGGAGUUGUGGUCGUUUUGCCUCCUUUUUUUUUUAUCAUUUUAUGCUGUGUUCACGAGUGAUAGGGCUCAGCUAUUCUAUUUUAAAGUUGCAUUUUCUUUUCUUUUUCUUUUCCUUUUUGAGCCUUGCCGUAUAGCUAUCAACGCCGGAAAGACAAAGCGUCAUUGUUGACACUCGGGAGGGGACAUUUGGAUAUAUAGCACUCGAUAUGGCAUUGUAUAUUUACCCACGC